This is a messenger RNA of Clupea harengus (Atlantic herring), 3559 nucleotides long. RefSeq names its product synaptophysin b (gene sypb). Gene Ontology annotation, cellular component: presynaptic active zone; synaptic vesicle membrane; synaptic vesicle. NCBI's taxonomy places the organism in Eukaryota, Metazoa, Chordata, Actinopteri, Clupeiformes, Clupeidae. The record is from RefSeq and is a predicted model, not a curated record.
CAUGCAUGCACUGCGGAUACCUUUAGCACAGUCACCAAACUACACAGAAUGAUUCAACCUCUGUAGGUAAUUACAGACAGUGUACAGACACACCCUCGACCCACGUUUAAACGGCUAUUGACACCUACGCGCUUGUUCGUACUCCCUUAUCAGUAGAGGUAGCACCAUUUCCCUCUCUAUCCCCUCUCCAUGGGCUGUUCCGGAUGUAACGCCUACAUCCCUCUACUCCUCUGAUCCUCUUAUCUACUAGAAGGCGGCUAAGAUGGAUACUGUAAACCAGUUGGUGGCGACAGGACAGUUUGGCAUUAUCAAGCAGCCCCUGGCAUUUAUAAAGAUCUUAGAAUGGGUGUUUUCCAUCUUUGCGUUCGCCACAUGCGGUGGCUACUCCGGCAAGUUCGAGCUGAGCGUUGAGUGCAAGAACCGAUCAGAGAGUGACCUGGCCCUGGAGGUGGAGUUUGGCUACCCUUUCAGGCUGCACCAGGUGUACUUUGACGCUCCUACCUGUACUGGGCGCAAGACUGAGCGCCUCUUCCUGGAGGGAGACUACUCCUCCUCGGCCGAGUUCUUCGUCACCAUCGCCGUCUUCUCCUUCCUGUACUCCAUGGCUGCCCUCGCUGUGUAUUUGUUCAUCAUGGAGAAAUACAAGGAGAACAACAAGGGUCCCCAGGUGGACUUCAUCGUGUCGGCAGUGUUCACCUUCAUGUGGCUGGUCAGCUCCUCCGCCUGGGCAAAGGGCCUGUCCAACGUGAAGACGGCCACGGACCCCGACAACGUCAAGACGCUCAUCGACGCCUGCGACCGCGAGGAGAAUCGCUGCCGCGAGGUGGCCGACCCGGUGGUGUCUGGACUCAACACGUCUGUGAUGUUUGGCUUCAUCAACCUGAUCCUGUGGGGAGGAAACCUGUGGUUCCUCUUCAAGGAGACCGGCUGGCUGGGAGCCUUCGCCGGCACCUACGCGCCCUCUGCCGAGAAACCCCCUGCGCCCGACUCCUUCGGCCAGCAGGGCUACGAACAGGAGGGGUACGGCCAGCAGCAGGAAUACGCCGGCUCCCAGGGGGGCUACCAGCCCGAGUACGGGCAGGAGGGCGGCUACACUGAAGGGGGCUAUAACCAGGGCGGGUACAAUCAGGAGCCUACUUCCUUCGCCAAUUAGAUGUGAGCCUGGAGGAUGAUUGACAGCUCUGUGGAAGCGGGGGAAUUAUAAUUACAGCACGUGGACUCUGACAGCUACCCACCAUUCCACACUCCACACACUGUCUAUCUGUCUGUCUGUUUAUUUGUGAGCUGACCAAUGAAUCUGCCAUUCCUUUUCUAAAGGAGUGGCCUAGAGGAAAUGGGAAAGGGUGCUUGUUUUAAUGUGAUGUACAGCUAUUCCAGUUAGCAGCUGACUUUGAAGUGGAGCUGCUCCUCGUCGUCAAGGACGAUUCACCAAAGCUCUCACAGAGUCAGUUACUACCAAGCCUAUAUUCGACCGCACGUGGCCGCAAGCUAGCACUCACGUGAUCUGACAAGGAAAAAACUUGAAAACUCUACCAAACAUGGAUAAACUACUUAAAUAUAUUUAUUUAUAGAUCUAUAUCUUAUAUGGGAAUAAUUUAAGUGAAAGAUGUGUUCUAUAGUUAUGUAACACUUGGGAGAAUGUAUUUGUGCUGUGUAAAUAUCAACGUAUAAAUAUUGAUAUAAAUUAAAAUCAUUUGUAUGGACAGUUGUAUAAUUUUGUACUCAAUAUAAGCUGUUGUGCAAACUAUAUUGAGGUCAGAAUUAUUCAACUCAUAUUUAUCUGAGUUCUGUUAGUAGCAGCUUGUAGUUCAGUCCACCUUUCAUUUUUUUAAGGUUUUGUUGCUGUGUUUUGUUUGAUUAUUUAUUUAUUUGCGGAUUUAUUUUUAUUUUCACACUACCUUUUCCUCAAAGAUCUGGUGUGUUCAUUUUAGAGGAAGCGACUUUUUCAAUGUUCUUUUUUAUUGUUGUGACUGUGUGUUGGAAGGAGCACAGAUAGGUGACAAAAGAGUCACAGAGCAAAAAAAAAACAGUUCUAGAGGAAUAAUUAUAAUAAGAUCUGAGAAGAGAAGAGAAGAGAAGAGAAGAAUAGAGAUUCAGAUAAAUAGAGAAAGGGUUUGCAGGAGCUGUGGCAGUAAGGACACUGACUUGCGGGGUUUUUGAUUAAUUCAUUUUGUUCCAUUUAUGUUAUAUCCAGCAUAUGCGUCAUCUAGAACCAUUUUGUUGUCUUUUAUAUUUGAUUCUUGACCUAUUCUUCUGCAUAUGUACUUAUACUCAGAAUGAUAGAAUACCUCCACAAAAGCUGAAAUGUAUCAAGCAAACAAACUGGACAACAGCAGCAGAAGUAAUUAGCAUGGUCUUAUGUAUGGUAUGCUUUAACAACCUGCUAUGCUACUGCCAUUGAUGGUCUUACUCUAACAGGACUUGUCAUUUUCAGACAAGGCGGAUAUGAAAUCCUUUAGUAUUUUUAUGGCUUAAAAACGUUUUAUUCUUGUUAUAUGGGGGUGUCUUUUUUUUGUUCUCUAGAUGUCGACUGCUGUGUCAGUCUCUACUCCAUAAGCGUGGACUGCAUGUGUUUACCUUCUCUCCUUUUACCCAGAGGAGUCACAGCAUGUCAAUAGAACCAGCAAAACCCACUUCAGAGACACAGCCUGACAGCGCCAACUAGUUGCAUUGUACAAUCCCUUUAUGCAAUGAGAGUAGAGUGAAACUGCAGUGGGGCCCCCUCUGCCUCAGGCACAUGUAACAGUGCGCUCAAUAAACUCACCCUAAUGAUUGUCACAGUAUCAAAGAUUAUCACUCAUCACACACCUUCCUGUCUGUCUCUGUACCUCUCCUCUACAGUAAUUGCUCAGUAUUUGUACUUUCACAGCCAUGCGUGUUUCUGAGAAGGGUGUGGUCCCCAAAAAAUGAAAGGUGAGAAUGAAAGAUUCUUUCGCAUCUGUGAUUAUGGAAUGCACACAAGAUCAGCUUGGUAACAAACAAAGGUAGUCAGGGCAACCAAUACAUCCUCUCAUUAGAGCACUGCACAGAACAUCAGCGCAUCAACAAACAGAGGGGUCGUGUCGUUGUGGCAACCGGACUUCUACAGAAGAAUCAAUGCCUUGGGUCUGGAUCACUCAUUCUCUCUAACUGUCUUCGAACUUUCACAACUACCAACCAUUCUAGACUGCAGAAACACCCUAUACAAUCUGCUGCCAUGCACACACACACACACAAACACACACACACACACAGCCACCUCCCUGCUGUUCGUUUGGUGGCUCAAUCAGACAGCACAAAUGCAACUCUACAUGUUCUCUUCCCUCUCGUUCUUUCUCUUUGUAUCUCUUGCAAAUAUGGUAAAUAAAUAAAAACACUCAAUUCUUAGUGGUGGAUGAUGUCUUGUGGUACUCUCAACACGUUUGGGUAGUGUUGUGUUAUUGUGUAUGAAGUAUUCUUAUUAGUAUUAUUAAUAAUGAUCUUCAUCCAGAGGGAAAACUGGUUAUGCAGAAAUUGUAUACUUACCCGAUGGAAUACAUGUGAUACAAAGUCAAAAUAAACUCUACAUUAUUCCGUUGAA